UACUUAUCGGGAUAAAAUUUUCAAAUCGGUAGUUUAGUAAAUUAACUUCUGCCGCACCCAGCUUCAAAGGGAGGGGGUUUUUAUUUAAAUUUCAAAGUUUAGGAAUCUUUGUCGCAAAUGAAAGUUCAGUGGUGAUUGCCACUGCCCGGGAAGGAGUAGUAAUCUCUGUAAUUUACCCUUGUUUUUACAAGUAACCUCGUACUCAUUACUCAGCCAAAUUCACAUGGAUUUGAAAGGGAACAGUGGAUUUCUCCUUUCAGAGUCCUCGACGUUUGAGGAUGCCUUCUAUCACUUUGACAUGUCUUCCGUCGGUUGGAUACGUGCCACACGCGGAUAACAUGUUCGAUGAAAUGCCUGAAAGGAACCAUUGAUUGGGAGAAAGCAUCAUCGUAAUUUUGGUAAAGAGAGAAUUUUUAAAGCAAAAAGAGAAGAAGAUGAAAAUUUUCAGUGCUAUCCAUCGGUGCAGCGACUUUACAAGAAGAAAAGCUCUAAUUUCUGCGACUACUGGAGCAUGGAAGAAAUUGGGGUUCAGGCGAGGGGUUUCUACCUACUCUGAGGAUUUGGAGUUGAAGGAAUUCUUAGAUUACUUGGAGAACCUAAAAAAUUAUGAGAAAUCUGGCGUGCCCAAAGGGGCGGGAACUGAUUCAGAAGACGGGUUUGAUCUCGGGAGAAUGAACCGGUUGAUGGAACGACUAGGAAAUCCUCAGUCCAAAUUCAAGGCUGUGCACAUUGCUGGAACUAAGGGAAAAGGAUCAACUGCUGCAUUCCUUUCCAACAUGUUACGGGAAGAAGGAUAUUCUGUUGGUUGUUAUACUAGCCCACAUCUGUGGAGUAUCAGGGAGCGCAUUUCAGUUGGUAGAAAAAGUGACCCAGUCUCAGCAAAGGCAUUGAAUAGUGUUUUCCAUUGGGCUAAAGAGAUUCUAGACCAAUCAAUGGAGCUAGAAAAUGGAUCCAUCAGCCAUUUUGAGGUUUUCACUGCUCUGGCAUUUACUCUAUUUGCUCAAGAGAAAGUUGAUAUUGCAGUUGUUGAGGCUGGGUUAGGGGGAGCACGAGAUGCAACAAAUGUAUUUUGUUCCUCUGGGCUUGCUGCAGCCAUUAUAACAACAAUUGGAGAAGAACAUUUAGCUGCACUUGGAGGUUCAUUAGAAAGCAUUGCAAUGGCAAAAUCAGGAAUCAUCAAACAUGGCUGCCCAUUAGUGCUAGGUGGACCUUUCAACCCUCACAUCGAAUGCAUUCUUCGUGAUAAAGCAUCUUCAAUGGAUUCACCUGUUGUGUCAGCAUUUGAUCCUGGAAAUCUAAGCAGAAUAAAAGGCUUUGAAAUAAACAAAGAAAAGCCUUGUCAAUUAUGUGACAUAGUUGUUCAAAUUGAGAAGGAUAUGCAAUUGUUUAUUGAAUUAUAUGAUGUGAGACUACACAUGCUUGGAACUCACCAACUUCAGAAUGCUGUUACUGCCACUUGUGCAGCACUUUGUCUGCGUAAUCAAGGGUGGAGAAUAUCUGAUGAAUCGAUUCAUGCUGGUUUACAGCAUACAUUUUUGCCUGGAAGAAGCCAAUUUCUAGCGUCCAAGGAAUCUGAGUCACUUGGGAUAUAUGGAGCUACAAUAUUGCUUGAUGGAGGUCUACUUACUCAUACGAAAGAAUCUGCUAAAAGUUUGGCAGACACCAUUCAGAUGACAUAUCCAGAUGCACCAGCGGUUCUUGUGGUAGCAAUGGCAAGUGACAAAGACCAUUUAGCUUUUGCAAGAGAAUUUCUUACAGGUAUGCAACCAGAAGCUGUCAUUCUUACGCAAGUGAAAAUUGCUGGAGCCAAAUCUAGGAUGACCUCAGCUUCUUUAUUAAAAGAGACAUGGAUCCAAGCGUUCAUGGAACUGGGCAUUGGAUUUUCAGAUAUUGGAAUUGGAAGCUAUUCAAAAUUUGUUGAGGAUGAACCAGAUUGCUCUGCAGGGGCAUGGAAACAAAAGACUAUAUUGGCUAUAGGUGAUUCCAUAGAGGACUCCUUGAAGACUGCUAAUGGGAUUCUCAAAGGGAGAAAGGGGAAUCGACCAGGUAUCAUAGUAGUAACUGGCUCUUUGCAUAUUGUAUCAUCGGUAUUAGCUCAUCUCCAUGGAUGAAUUUGCAUCCUGCUAUAUUAAUUCAUUUCCGUACUGCUGAUGGGCAAUGUAAUGUAGUCUAUAAAUUAGUAGACUGUUGUUUUUUGGCUCUUUAAUAAAAGUUUAUUUAUACAACUAAAUUUAAAAAAAAAUGAUAGACUGCAGCACUUACAUCUUUUCAAGGGCCACAA
Molecule: messenger RNA, 2281 nt
Organism: Nelumbo nucifera (sacred lotus)
Lineage: Eukaryota; Viridiplantae; Streptophyta; Magnoliopsida; Proteales; Nelumbonaceae
Gene: GLA1
Product: Folylpolyglutamate synthetase family protein
Biological process (GO): folic acid-containing compound biosynthetic process
Cellular component (GO): cytoplasm
Molecular function (GO): tetrahydrofolylpolyglutamate synthase activity; dihydrofolate synthase activity; ATP binding
Source: RefSeq, a predicted model, not a curated record